CAGAAUUCUCAUUGAGGGUCAGGACCACAGGCGGAAAGACAGAGGCAACCAGGAGGUGCAUCUCUCGCUGCAAGUCGAAACGGACAGAGCUCCAGCCUCAGAAAGAAGCCUCCAGUUCAAAAAAGAUGGCAAGAGGCAGAAGGACCAGAGGACUCAUGAGCCUCACCUGGGAGGUGAAGAACCCAGCCUCAUCGUUGGCGACGCUGACACUGUUGAUCCUUGCCUUUCUCUGCAAAGGUCUGCAGAGUCAGUACCCGGGAUAUGAACUUAAAGCGCUAAAGGCUGUCACCGUGCUGAGAGGUCUCUGCGUUCACAUUCCCUGCAACUUCACUUAUCCCACUUCUGAGGAUCGGUAUCCUGAGGAAUUAUAUGUCUACUGGAUUAAGGACGGUAGUGCUGGGUCCUAUAUUCACAACACCUGGUACGAAAAUGCUGGAAGUGUUGUUGCCAGUAGUUACAAGGGUCAAAGCAUUGCCUCAUUUGCUAGGAAUCGUUUCCAGUUGACUGGAAAUCCAUCAGAAGGUGACUGUUCCUUUAGCAUCAAUGAUGUUAAGUUUGAGGAUGAAGGGCAGUACUAUUUUCGAAUUGAGAAAGGAACCUUAAAAUUCAGCUAUCGUGCUUCUUUUAUUUUACCACGUGUUUCUGUGACAGAGCUGACAGAGAAGCCAAAGUUCCUGAACUCUUCGGAGGUGGUUUUGGGGAAGAGCGUCACCCUCAUCUGCCAGGCGCCAGGGACCUGCCCAUGGAAAGAAUCAUGGAGCCAGCCUCAGAUCUCAUGGAGUAAUUGGCCAACAACUGCACAGAACCAUCAGCACAGCAAUGGGAGCUGGACCUUUGCUUCUGGCUUCACCUUCACACCUACUUUGCAGGAUCAAGGCAGAGGCCUCACUUGCAGUGUCUAUUACCCUGCAGUUGGGAGAACAAUUGUGAAUACACUCUCUCUUGAAGUGGUCUACCCACCUGAGGUCAUCGGAAUCACAAGGCCUGGACACCCUGAUUUCUCUGCACAGAAAGAAAAGCUGGUGGUCCGAGAAGGUGACACCGUCAACUUGCUUUGUGAAGCUCAGGGCAAACCUUUCCCCUCCAUAACAUGGAUGAAGAACAACAAGCCCCUAAACAACCAUAUGCAGGGCAGUAAAGAAACUCUUCAACUGUCCAACAUUAAAUCAGAGGAUGCUGGGAUGUAUCAGUGUCAGGCAGAGAAUCUACAUGGCUCAAUCAGGAAGAAUCUCUCAGUGAUUGUGCAAUAUCGCCCAAGGACAAUGACGUUCACUGUCACCCAUGCACACAAGAGGGACCCAGCACUAGCUCGAGGUUGCCCCAGGGAAGUAGCCAGUGGCUCCCAGUUGACGGUUCAGGAAGGCAACUUAUUGCGGCUGCUCUGCAAGGCCGAUAGCAACCCUGCAGCCACUACGAGCUGGUUCAAGGAAGGCAGGGCCUUGGAGAAGCUGCCAGAUGACUGGUUGGAGCUGGUCAAUGUGAAAGCAGAGGAUCAGGGUGACUACAGGUGCCAGGCUCAGAACGCCAUAGCUUCUGCUGAGGGAUUCCUCCACCUCCUUGUGGAAUAUGCCCCCAAGCUCAGCAAAACUCCCCAGAAAAACACUACCUGUUGGCGUAAGGACAAUGGCAUCCUCUGCAACUGUUCCCUGCACUCCAAGCCUCCACCUCGGAUCCAUUGGCAAGUGGGCGGGAUGACUGUAGCUGAGAACACCAGCACGGCAGACCUGAAAGUCUCUUCCUCAGUCCAGAAGAAUGAGGUCACCAGCUCCCUAAUUUGGACAGGUAGCCCGGAUGGCGACCUCAGCAUCAUCUGUCUUGGGAACAAUUCUCUGGGAGUCUACACCAUGCAAUUCCUCCUUGGUUCCUUGAAAACAGGUACAGGAAGCCAUUCGGCACUGCUCCUCUCUGGGCUGUGUGGGGCUUUGCUGGCAGCGGUUGUCUUCCUGCUCUGCCUGGGCCUGAUCAAGUUUUAUAAGAAGAGGAAAGCAACUCCGAAAGCAGCCAUCCCAGAGGCUAUGGAUUCUGCUAAUUAUGUAAACUCUGCCAAUGGAGGGCAGCAGAGAGCCAACAACUUCAGCCUGAUCUAUAGCAACAUUUUACCUCAGGGUCAAAGAUCACCCCAUGUUGGCCCGCCUAAAGCAGCUGGAGAGAGGACCCCGAAACCCAGGCAGAUCGCCAGACCUCCCAGUCCGAGCGCCGAGGAACCAGAUGAGGUUCACUAUACAACCGUGGCGUUCAAAAGCAAGGGACCUCCACCUCAAGUGGAGGAGUCUGUGGAAUAUUCAGAAAUCAGACGGAAAUAAAAACAA
Messenger RNA from Podarcis raffonei (Aeolian wall lizard), 2309 nucleotides. Its product is annotated as sialic acid-binding Ig-like lectin 16. The record is from RefSeq and is a predicted model, not a curated record. NCBI's taxonomy places the organism in Eukaryota, Metazoa, Chordata, Lepidosauria, Squamata, Lacertidae. Bases 126 to 2303 code for a protein of 725 amino acids. The transcript is spliced from 12 exons.